GUCACACUGAGGCACAGCCAGGUGUUCAAGGUGUGAUGAAAUGCAAGCGUGACAGGAAGUAUGUCAGAGGUCAGAUUUGCCCAGUCUGUGAGACCCCCGUCCACUCUCAAGGUCAAAGCCUCAAUCACCUUCCCCACGAUUCCUUCAUAUGUUCCAAGCCCUGGAUCCACCCCCAUCUGAAGGACAGAAACAUUAGUUUGGAUGAGGGUGAUUACACCCUAGUCUCUCCCAAGGACUUUAUAGCCCCAAUCGGAUCUCUGCAGAUGAACAUCACAGACCAGUUCCAUAAUGAUGCUAGUCUUACCUGCACAGUCCAAAGACCAUCUGGCAUGGAGAACCUGACUCUAACCCAAGUGGAGGAGGGGGAGAAUAAUGUGACCCUGCUCACUGCCAGCAUCUCCACAUGGCUGGUCUGUAAUAUUGACUAUGAACACAUCCAGCAGCUUUGGCGCAUCCUGGCUACAUAUAGUGACAUGCCUAUGAGGCUGGAAAGAGGGUUGAUGCUUUCCAUGACCCCGGUCAUGAUCUACAAGUACAGCCAGAUUAAACCAGAGGAGGGACAAGAUGAAAUCCACACAGAUAUUGAGGCAGAGAUUAAGGCCUCGCCUGCAUGGUUGAUGCAGGGAGAAGUAAACUUCCAACUGGAUCGGACUACCACCACAUUUUCCACUUUGCACGUCAAGUAUAGAUCAUUGGUCAACCUACGCAUAGAGAACAAGGUGUCGCAGUCAAGAGAUCGCUACAGCUGGACCAUCAUCAAUCGUGACAACCAGACCAAGACUGAGCAGUCUGUCCUUAUAGGUGGGGUGGCAGAGCUGAACUGUCAGACGUUUGGAGAGCCAAAGCCCUCUGUGGAGUGGAUCCUAUCAGAUAACAGCAAGGUGCGGGCACCCUACUCAAGCGAGGACCACAGGAUAGUGAUCACAGCUGAUGGGAGGCUGACCUUGAGAGGAGCAGACACCUCAGACAGUGGGCUCUACCACUGCAUUGCCACUAACUACCUGGAUGCAGAUGUGUUGAGCUUUAGGGUCACCGUACUUUCUGCUGAUGUGGAGGAAGGUGAGGUCAAUGGGGUCCGGCUCUCACGGCCUCUGGGCCAAAGCUUGGUUCUUGACUGUGGGUCCACAGGUAGCCCUGAGGCCUCUGUACAGUGGAUUCUCCCAGACCACACAGUGCUGGAUAAAUCCUAUGGGAACCGGAAGCUCUAUAGUAACGGGACUCUAUCAAUAAAAGAACUGACUUCCAGAGACUGGGGGUUUUAUCGGUGUCUUUCUGCUAACCACAUGGGGGUGGACCUGUUGACAUCCCUGGUAACUGUCACUGGGGAGUGGUCAGGGAGGGUGACAAGGGUGGAUAGCGAGGGGUCAGGAGCACAGGCUUUGGUUGAGAUUGACAAAGGCAUACAGGAUGCGGAGGAUUCCACCAGUAAGAUCCCUUCAUCAAGUCCCUCUGACAGAACGAGCCAGGAGUCCCGGACCAUCACGUCAGAUAGGCCCUAUCCCAGACUCAGAUCCACCUCUCAGGUUAGAGGACUAGGGAGCUCAGGCGGAAGGAAGAGGGGUCCAGCCAGCAGCAGGCGCAUAUGGAACCGAGAGUGA
Molecule: messenger RNA, 1598 nt
Organism: Esox lucius (northern pike)
Lineage: Eukaryota; Metazoa; Chordata; Actinopteri; Esociformes; Esocidae
Product: immunoglobulin superfamily member 10-like
Exons: 4
Coding region: 36-1598 (520 amino acids)
Cellular component (GO): extracellular region
Source: RefSeq, a predicted model, not a curated record